Messenger RNA from Drosophila hydei, 629 nucleotides. RefSeq names its product probable 28S ribosomal protein S6, mitochondrial (gene mRpS6). Bases 141 to 584 code for a protein of 147 amino acids. Gene Ontology annotation, cellular component: ribosome; mitochondrial small ribosomal subunit. The transcript is spliced from 2 exons. NCBI's taxonomy places the organism in Eukaryota, Metazoa, Arthropoda, Insecta, Diptera, Drosophilidae. Gene Ontology annotation, biological process: translation. The record is from RefSeq and is a predicted model, not a curated record. Gene Ontology annotation, molecular function: structural constituent of ribosome; small ribosomal subunit rRNA binding.
UUAUCGUAUAUUGUGCUGGUUACACUGAUCGCAUCAACAAGAACUUUCUGCUGCAUUUUAGUUUUUAAUUUAUUAAAAACUAAUAUAAUUAUUUGGGCCUGAAAUAAAAUUCUUAUUAUUUAUUGCCAUAAGUCGAUAGCAUGCCUUCCUAUGAAUUGGCGCUUGUUCUGAGGCAACUUCCACGGCCGGAGUUAAUUUCAGUCAUCAAGCGGACAGCUGAAGCAAUCUUCGAUAAAGGCGGUAUAAUUCGAAAGUUCGAAAAUCUUGGCACACGUGCCCUGCCCUACAAAGUGAGCGAGCACGGUGUUAUACACCGAGAAGCAACCCACUUUACGAUUACUUUCGAUUCGGCACCCACAAAAUUGUCAGAUUUAAAGGAGGAAUUCGGUAGAGAUAUCGAUAUCAUACGCAGACACAUCUUCAAAUUGGAAGAGCCAGAGGAACACAAGUGCACAUUGCAUGAUGAAAUGCUGCCACCCUCUUACCGCAAAGAUGUGCAGGAAAUAAUUGAUAUAGCAAAGAGAAAACAAAAACCUAAGUACAACUACAACUCAGGAUUAGAUUAUUAUCCUUUCCAAAAGUAGACUCUAUAACCUUUAAAUAAAACCCAUGAUAAAUUGCUAAAAACA